AUGUGCAAUAAGACGGGGUGUCAUCAAACGACUCAUGAAAAUGUGAUUUCGGAAAACGGUUCAUAUAAAUAUUCUCAUCAUUAUUAUUACUCACGAACAAUACGUCACAAUCAGACGUAUCCAGUUGUUAGUGACGGUUUUAAAAACUUUAGUACCACUCAGAAUGUUACACCGAAAUUUUCGUUUAAAUAUUACGGUAAUAACGUCACUAGACUUAAGAUUUUUCGUGAUGGCAAAAUAAAAAUAUUCGGAGAAGAAUACAUCGGAACGAUAAGUAAUACUGUUUUAGGCAAUUUUUAUCCUGAAUAUGAGAUGGUAGAUAACAAUGAUUUCAUUGCUGUCAAAUGGUAUUAUGAGAUAUUGGUUGACGGUACAAGUAUUAUAGCCAAGGUAACUACUCUGAUAUAUUCCAAUGGGAAGAUAUCCUUCUAUUAUGAGAACAUCCCCACGGGACUCAAGCAAAGUCCACUGAGCUCUAAGAUUGUAGGUGUAAUUCAGUGUGGAAAAAGGUUGAGAGAUAUGAGAAUACCUGAAAUAAUAACUCCUGGAGAAUGGAUGACAAGUGACACGUCAGUGAGAUUUAAACUUAUUAAGAUAAGUUGUUCAAUAUACAAUUCCUUUGAAAAAUGCCAAAAUGCGAGAACAUCAAGUGUGAAAUGUAUCUGGCAUGAAAAAACUAAUAUGUGCAUUAACAGCGAUGAUAAUGAUGUUAAAAGCACCACUUCAGAAAUAAAUGGACACAGUAAACAUAAUAACACACCUCGUUACUUGUAUAUCUUAAAUAAAAUUUAUCUGUUUCGAUUAAUGGUGGAUUUUAGUGGGUUAAAUCGUGGUCAUGAUUUUUGUAUGUAUACUAAUCGUGAUGAUACUAAACGAGCUGUAAAUGAAUUAAAUUGUUAUGAAAUUCGUAAAGGUAAAAUAUUAAGCGUUUGUUUCAGUAUUGAUAAUUGUCAUUUAUUCAUCGGUGUUAUACCUAAAUUGAAAGCAAAAGAUGAAUUAAUGUUGUAA
Molecule: messenger RNA, 1008 nt
Organism: Schistosoma haematobium
Lineage: Eukaryota; Metazoa; Platyhelminthes; Trematoda; Strigeidida; Schistosomatidae
Product: APOB1 complementation factor
Exons: 12
Coding region: 1-1008 (335 amino acids)
Cellular component (GO): nucleus
Molecular function (GO): mRNA binding
Source: RefSeq, a predicted model, not a curated record